UAACUCCUUUGCACCAUCUAACCACAUAAUUCUGUUCUCUUCUUUUACCGUCUUGCCGAAGCCUCAUCAUCACCACCAUCUCGGGUGUCUCCACGCCUGCUAUCCUCCUCUUCCUCCUCCUCCUCAGCCCCCCUAGUGGCCUACCUCUUCAUACCGCCACCACCACCACCUCCUUAAACCUCUUUUGGGAGGGCCUUCCUUCCUCGUUUCCAGAAAGAACCCCCAACUAUGGGCUUAGAGCUCGUCGACGUCCGUGAAUUUCCACCACUUCCGGUUGUGCGGACGACCGGGACGGGCGACAAGCCGGUUGCAGAAGGCCCCUCCGAGUCUGGUAGCGAAGGAGAGGUGGAGUGCAGUACACCCAAGUCGGAAGAGCUUGAACCGAAGCCGGCAAUGGUGUGCCCGCCAGCCCCGAGGAAGCCUCGGCCGGCCAAGAGGAAGCUCGGCCCGCCCCCGAAGGGUUACUACCCGGUCCCAAGCGACCUCGCGUCGGUCUUCGUCCCCCUCUCACGCCUACCAAACAAAAGAAUUCGAGUGGGUUGAUCUUAUCCUUGUAAUUUCUUUGUGUCCCCAAGACCAAGAAAACAGCUUCCUUCUUCUCUCUUCUCUUAUCUUCUUCCUUUGUCUGAGAAUAAUAAUGGUUAGUUCUUUGCA
Molecule: messenger RNA, 654 nt
Organism: Musa acuminata subsp. malaccensis (wild Malaysian banana)
Lineage: Eukaryota; Viridiplantae; Streptophyta; Magnoliopsida; Zingiberales; Musaceae
Source: RefSeq, a predicted model, not a curated record